Messenger RNA from Ceratitis capitata (Mediterranean fruit fly), 1394 nucleotides. Its product is annotated as uridine phosphorylase 1. The transcript is spliced from 8 exons. Gene Ontology annotation, molecular function: uridine phosphorylase activity. Bases 340 to 1290 code for a protein of 316 amino acids. NCBI's taxonomy places the organism in Eukaryota, Metazoa, Arthropoda, Insecta, Diptera, Tephritidae. Gene Ontology annotation, biological process: nucleotide catabolic process; uridine catabolic process. Gene Ontology annotation, cellular component: cytosol; cytoplasm. The record is from RefSeq and is a predicted model, not a curated record.
AUUGUAAAUAUGUAAAUAGAGAUGAUAGCAAUUAGAAUUCAUUCGACGUAUGUAUGUGCAUUUGUAUGUCUGUAUUUCUAGAUAUUUUGACAAACUAAUGAGUAAAGCGAAAACUUUUAGUGUAUUUUAGUGAAUAAAUAAAAAAAAAAAACUUAUAUUUCAUUAAUUUCAAAUUAAGAACUGAACUCGAAAUUUGUAAUCAAAGAAAUCAGUGUUUAUAUAAAGAAAUAGGUUAGGAAAGUAGAUUGAUUUGUGCUCUUUUUCGUUCUACCCAUUUGAAAUACUACGAAAGCCAAAAUACAACUGAAGAUAAAUUGGUUCUAAUUAACUUUCCCGAGAAUGUCAUUAAACGGCGCAUAUUCAACGAAAAAUCCCAAUUUGGAGCAAAUGACUUCAGAUUUUCUAUAUCACUUAGCCGUUAAUAUACCAGAUACAAAAAAUCCAACGGAUAUUAAAAAUCAAUUCGGCCACAUUAAGGUGGUGUGCUUAGGUGGAAAGGAUGCGCGUAUGCGCGAAUUGGCCAAAUAUAUACAUGAAAACGUUUAUAAUGGAAAAUCUGGCAGUAAAUAUGAGAAGGAUAUAUUCGAAGACGGUCACAGAUACGCAGGAUUUAUAGUUGGCUCUGUGCUGUGUGUGAGUCAUGGAGUAGGCAGUUCUACCAUGAGUGUGGUGUUGCAUGAAUUAAUUAAACUAGUCCGUUAUGCCAAAUGUGUUGAUCCCCUAUUUAUACGUAUUGGUACCAGCGGUGGACUUGGCGUUAAACCCGGUACAGUGGUUGUCUCGAGAAAGGGCUACAAUGGACUACUGUGCAGUGAAUAUGAGAUUGCAAUUUUGGGGGAGCGUGUUUCAAGACCAGCUUAUUUUGACGAGAGAUUGCGUAAGGAUUUACUUGAUGCUGCCACAAGCCCAGAUGGUGGAGAAGAAAAUGCGUUUAGUGUCAUCGAAGGCAAUACCAUGGGUACCGAUUGUUUUUAUGAAGGACAAGGACGACUUGAUGGUGCUUCCUGUAUGAAGGCCAAUGGCGAGCCUUACACAAAAGCGGAUAAAUUGAAUUUUCUUAAACGUUGUCACGACGAAUGUGGCAUUAGAAACAUCGAAAUGGAGGCGCCAAUGUUUGCCGCUUUGACUUUACAUUGUGGCAUACGCGCGGCCGAUGUUUGUGUUACGCUUUUGAACCGCUUGGAGGGAGAUCAAGUAAACUCUACAAAAGCACAAUUGAAGGACUUCGAAGAGCGUCCCUUCAGACUGGUGGCUCGCUUUAUAAAACGGCAUAUAUUAAGCUCAACGUAAGCGUCUAUUAGCAAGCACAGCUGCUAAAGAUCUAAUGACUAAAUGUAAAUGAAAUUUAUAUUUUUUUAUUUUUUAUUAAUAAAAGCCCACAAGUAUUGAAUCAA